GCAAAUUUGAUAUAGUUAUUUGUUUUCCACUCAGCUGUUGAUAAUAAACAUGCGCUGAUUUAAAAAAUCUAUUGUUGUGCAUCGAUUUUGCCACAGUACGUAGUAUCAUAAGUCUUGAAUUGUAUUCUUCACAGAAAGGGGUUUGUGACCCCGUCCCUUAGUGCCGCCGCAAGAGAGAAAAAGCCGAUGAAAAAAGUGAAACCAAAGAAAGAAAUUGACGUUUGGGGGUUUAUCAUGCAUAAUUUAAUACGAGGUCUGCUAAUAAACAGUCUCAACAACUUCAUCAUGCACUCAGUGGCAGCAAUUGCACAAGCAAUUUAUCGUUCAUUCAAAGUGAUACGCAUCCUUUUUCUGUUCAGUCAAGGAUCAUGUAUCAUUACUCUCAUGCACUAAGAUUGAGCAGUUAUGUCUCUUUCACUGCUUUCUGAUAUUUUUCAGGUUUUUUGUCGCAUUUAUAAGUGAGUUUAGCCCAGACGCCACUUUUUCCUCUUCGGAGACCAGGGCGAUAACAACAUCGGUCACUAAAGACUAUGCCAUCACAUUUCCCGUCGGAAACCUGCAAAAAUGACGGCCGCAUUCACAGGCUCCGGUCACGUAUACGACAGUCAUGCUGCACCCAAGAUAAAGAGGCGACUACUAGCAUCAGAUGAACCUUCAAGACAUCGCCGAGCAGACCAGCAUCAAAGUGACUUCGAUAUCCGCGUGUCCAGAGUGUCUCCUUUGGACGGAGAUUCCAAGGGGUCCAUGCUUGCCUACACGGAACGGAUGCAAUCUAUUGCCAGAAACAGGGGGAUAGCUAUACACAGUGGGGGUAACCCUGGGGGAUCGGACUCCACCCUUGUUGUGAGAGCCAAACACAUCACUCGUCCACGAAAUUUACCAAAAUUAAGCCCCCGCGGACAAGAGACGUUAGACUCAUGGUCUGAGGAGAGCAGACCGAAGAAAGAUGCUCUUAGAGUGAACACGGUGAGUGCCUCGGAUCUCAGGGACCUUGUGGAUCAUAGCCUAUAUACGAAAGGCACGAGGAGAGAAACUGUGAAAUUGGUUGCAAUAAAUGACAAAAUAUCUCAAAUUGAAAGCAGAGAAAACAGUGCUAAACGAUCGACCAAUCCAAAAUCGAUUGGUGGUGACGAUAAACAUAUAAACGAGAAAGCAAGCGAUGAGACUGAUACGCCUUUGACAAUAAAAGGUGACAGCCUGUCUCCUGUUGCCCCGCACUGGAGCGUUUUGGAAAGAAACAAGGCUCAAUCUGUGUCACCAAAUAAUGCCAAGACGCCUAAUUCUAUGUUCGAUGUGGGAAUACCAUCUCAACCAAAAAUUAACGAUAAGGAUUACGGUCGUUUCACUGUUCUAGCAGAGAGACCGAAGAAAGUGAAAAUCAGGAAACCUCCUAAAAGGAUGAAACUCCACCGGAGCAGUUUAGAUUCAAUACCAGAAAAUGAGACAUUAUCGGAUAUAGAAACCUCCAGGCCUCACUCUCAAGUAUCUGUAAAAAUGUCCCCAAUAGUCGACCUCUCAGAGGACCAUUACCCCCCUACCUUGCAAGACCAUAGUAACAAACAUACAGUAAAAUCAGCUUUGUCUUCCAUUCCCGAAGGUACCACCCUACCUCAGCCUCCAAACUCAGGUUUCCGUUCUCUCUACUCUACAAAACUUGAUCAAACUAAGCAAGUUGUGAAUAUAAAAAUCAUCGACUCAGGAGAAAGUACUCUGUCUUUGGAGAACAAUACUGAAGAGAUGUCUCCCAAGUCGGAGGGAGGCUCAUUGUCGUUUCCAAGCUCCGUUGACAUUCAGCGAGAACAGCAAUUGACGAGUCUCAGGUUUAAUCUGUCACAGACAUUCACGAGGAAAAAACCAAAACCGCCAAGUGAAUUGUCAGUUAAGGGUGCUUACUUACGAACGCGUUUUUAUGAACCCAAGUCCAAAAUCAAGCUGCCAACAUUCGCCAAGAAAAAGAAAAGACCAAAAAUCAGAUUUCUAAAAUAAGAAUUGUCAGAACUGACCUAACAGAUUUUUUUUUUGUUAUUUUGUUACCAUGACACAUAUAUUUUGUUACCAUGACACAUAUAUUUUGUUACCAUGACACAAGUAUUUCGUUUCAUUUUGAUGGUUGUGUGUGCGGGUCCUGGAAACCAGCUUUUGAGGGGACCAAAACUUGCUCUGUUCUUCAUUUUUUACCUUUCAAGAGUUGAAUUUUCAAAUGAGGUAGAUUCAUCAUUUGAAAUGUAUUUUCAUAUGAGAGUAAUUGUUAAAUGAAAUAUGAAGAUGAGUUUUUCCCUUAUUUAACAAGUACCAGAUAGCAUGAGUUAAUAUACUGUAUGUGAUUAACUUAUUCCAUUUGAAAAGAUACUAACUAGUGCGCAGUAUACUCAUUGCUAAAAUGCGAUCUGCUGCUGAUUAAGGAUGUACAUGAGAGAAUUCCUUAUGUUAAUAUAUAGAAGAAUGCCAGUACUUAAUGUGAGUAUCACAUAUUUGCACCAAUAAUGGCUGCAAAUUAGCACCAAUAAAACUUGUUGCUGCAUUUUGCUAAGGAUGAUUUAGCUUUUUCAAAUUUGUGCACUGAAUGGUUGCAGAUUGCAUGCAUACGCCAAUAUAUGUGGGUAAUAAGGUAUAGAAUAUAUUGUCUACUGUUUUAAAAUCACCAGAUAAAAAGGAAAUUAUUGUUACGUAGAAGGAAGGUGAAAUCAAACAUUUAUCAUAUUUCGUUGCAACCUCAUAAUGCACAGGUAGGAUCCGUUAUGUUGGAUCCUAGUGCACAGCAUGCACAGCAGUCUCCAGUACGUGAUCUAAUUAUGUUUUUAUGA
Messenger RNA from Lingula anatina, 2804 nucleotides. RefSeq lists its product as uncharacterized. The record is from RefSeq and is a predicted model, not a curated record. Lineage: Eukaryota; Metazoa; Brachiopoda; Lingulata; Lingulida; Lingulidae.